CUGAAACGCGCGGCUUCGGGGUUGCCGCGACACGGUGACGUAGCCUACGGCGUAACAGCACCGACGCAGGUGUAUACAUUUUGCGCGCGCCAAUUACCGGAGGAGGACGGGCUCUCGUGACGACUCCCGGCCGCGCGACCGAAACGAUAUAACGGGCAGGAUAAUGCCGAGACGCGGAUGAAUGUUUUCUAAUCGCGCAGUGUCCUACAUAAAGACUGAAUACCGGAGUUGGAGGAUUAAACUCGUAGACCCGCUUGGGCGGAUGAGGAGCGCCACGUACUGAGACCGUCCUCGUGAAUGAACGCACGAGAUGGACGUCUGAAUCAAAGCCGUCAUGGCCCCGUUUCUAUUGAUCCUCCCAUUGCUGGCAUCGUUGCGCCAGCUGAUACAGCCGAUCGACUGCGCGAUCGACCGAGGCGGACCGACGAAGCAGAGCGACGUUGGCUCUUACCCCAGGCCUAAAUCCGUCAAGGAUGUUUUAGCGCAGACCGGCGGCAACGCGCUGCUGCCCUGCCGAUUCAACGGUCCUGGAAUAGUAACUUGGAUCAGACGAAAAGACAGACUACUACUCACAGUAGGCCGAGGUACUCACGCUUUAGAUACGCGUUUCGUCGUCAUGCCUGACUGGAGUCUCUUAAUCAAAAGUGUCAAGCAUGAAGAUGCGGGCCUUUAUGAGUGUCAGAUACAAACGGAACCAGUGCAGCAACGAUUCGUGUGGCUGAACACCACCGAAGCGUACUCGAUGAUACCGGGCGGACCGGACCUUCAUGUGAAACAGGGCUCCAGCUUGCGCCUGGAGUGUCAGCUGAUGGCAGCCGCGGAAUCGCCCAGCUACAUAUUCUGGUAUCGCGAAGGCCGUAUGAUAAACUACGACAACGAGCCCGGCGUUAGGGUCGAGCCGACGAGGAACGGCUCGGUACUCGUCGUUGAGAAGGUGAAGCUCUCGCACGGCGCAAACUACACUUGCUCGCCGAGCAACGCCAGGCAGGCAUACAUCAUGAUACACGUCAUCGAAGAGGAAGAAAAACCAGCGGCCAUGCACGGAGGUGAUCGGCGAAAUUCCAAGGCAGCAUCGUCGAGUAACGAUCUGUUGGCCUUCGCAGUUCUCAUGUUUGUCCCGGACGUAAGACGCUGCUUCCUGUAUCUCAUCCGCCACGUCACGUGACUAACGUAAACCGUUAUUGUCGCGAAGCUGAAGCUGUUUGAGCCUGGCGAUGAAAUCCAAACGUCACGAAAGAAGAUAUGACAGGUACCGCGCGGGAUCAAAGAAAAAUCUAUUUGCGAAUAAACUUAAAGCGAGAAAUUCAACUGCAGACAGUUUUCCGCGAGUCCGUAUCCCCCGGGUGGUGAAAUCCAAGGAGGACCGCGAAGUUUCACGUAACCAUGUAACUUUCGUUUAAAGAAAUGUCUUAUCCAAGUGACACUACUUGAUAGAAACUCCGCUUGAACUCGUAACGAGUGAAUAAUAUCCGUGGAAUGAGAUUUGGUCGUCUCUCGACGAGGAUGAAUUUGUUCGCCAACUUCGGGGACCAAGUUGGCAGUCUUGUGUCGUUGGUCAUCAUAAACUCUCUUUGAAACAGAAGUUUUUCCGCGGAGACUCGUCGUCCUAGUUCACAUCAAAGUGUCUUCAGUAAAUAAAUUAAUUAAUUAACCUCUCGAGGUGCGAAGUUUAUUUACUUUCUAAUGAAAAAUUAUAUUAUUAUUAAGUAUUUUAUGCGAUAUUUAUUACUUGUGGAUGUGUUUUAAAGUGUCUUUCCCAAAUAUCUCGCUAGAAAGAUAAUAUCGUUUAAGAAACUAAUUUUCAUGAACAUAUGAUGAGAAUAAUAUGAUAAUUUGUCGCAAAAUAAUAAUGCAUACAUCGUUAUACGGACAACUCUUUAAUUUCUGCGGAAUUUGGAACAUCCUCGGAGACCAUCACGCUCCGAAGUAUAUUACAUUCUCAAAACGUAUCAUAGACAAAUUCAGCGCUGAGAUCUCGUCUCGGGGUAGACAAGUCUUCAUCGUGAGAAUCAGGUAUUAUUUGCUUCUUAUAAGUUUGUGACAAGUUUCUAACAAGUAGUUUAAUGUAAAUGGGACAUCGAGUUCUGUAAAUAAAAGUUGCACGUAGUUUCACGUUCUCCUCUGGGUAUUACCAACACUGGCAAUAAUAAACUCAAUCUAGAAUCGUUGUAAACAUUACACGAGAAUAAAACGAGAAGCAUCGUCUGAUCUGUAAAAUUUAAGCGUUUCGAACGAGAAUGAUUUGCAAUAAUUCGUCGAAGAACGUGCGUGAGCGAAAAUCCCAGAAAUGUCACGAUCGAAAUUACGUCCGCAAAUCAGCCGGCAUCCCUCAUUCGGAUCGUCGGAGAUUAAGAAAAUGGAAUUUUAUUAUCAGCAAAAUUCCUAAACUGCCAAAACCGGUUGUAUAUUUCAAUGCUUGUACCUAUCGCGCGUUAAAAACUGUCGUAAACUCAAGUUAUUUUGUCCCUUACGAAAAGAGUCGUUACAUUAUGAUUACAUCACAAUCGAAAUCUUCAUCUUUCAAUUAAAAAUCGAAGUAACGGUCUAAAGGAUAAGAUAACUCGAGCUUAUAGUAAUAAUAGUGCAUCUAUACAAUAUAAUAUCUCAAUGGACGAAGAUUGCGAAUGGUUAUUAUUAUUUUUACCGACAUUCGUAUAAAAAUAAUGCCUCAACGAAAUCACGAAGCAUGCAGAUUUGAAUCGGUGUAGCGUUUCUCAAAAAAAAUUUGUCAUAUUAAAAAAUACUCGAAUACUCACAGCUCAAUAUUUAUUCUAAUUAAUAAAUAUCUUAAGGAAACGUUGUUGCGAACAACAGGAGACUAAGUGAAUUUCUAAAGUAAAUUUUUGAAUACACCGAUUUCGUCAAAACUUUACAAUAAAUUAAUAAAAUCUCAGAUUAAAACUCUUUACAACUUGUAAAGGGAAUAACAUUUUAUUAAAAACCUGUCAGACGAAUUAUUAUUCAAGUUAGCAGCUAAUCAUGUGCACACACAAAGAGAGUUAAAUAUACGCGUAAUUAUUAUUAUAAUUCAACUUUAAUAGCCGUAAGUGUAUUUCUAUAUCGACGUGCCGAUAAGUAUAGAAUGUUGAAAAAAAGACUAAGGUCAAACUUGAAAGAGAUGUAGCGCACUCGCCGACAUCGUCCGUGGAUUCAUGAAAACAUCACCCCGAUCUUUUUUCAACAUUCCACGUACGUGUGUGUACUUUGAAGAAUUAUUUUCAGCAACUUCGUUGGCUUUAUAUGUAUUGAAUUAGAAUGUAUGUACAUUAAAUUAAGAUGUAUAGCCUAAUAUCAAAUGUCGCACAUAGAUACAUAAGAACCUGUAGUGUUAGUACUUUUAAUACUUACGAUCUGUUCAUGCGAAUAGCAAACGGAAUAUUACAUAUAAAUAUGUCUUGGAAACGUACGUAA
This is a messenger RNA of Dinoponera quadriceps, 3411 nucleotides long. RefSeq names its product titin-like. Gene Ontology annotation, biological process: synapse organization. The record is from RefSeq and is a predicted model, not a curated record. NCBI's taxonomy places the organism in Eukaryota, Metazoa, Arthropoda, Insecta, Hymenoptera, Formicidae. The transcript has 7 exons. Gene Ontology annotation, cellular component: neuron projection membrane. Bases 335 to 1165 code for a protein of 276 amino acids.